AUGUUCCAGUGCCUUGGUAUUGGCACAGUUGAAACUGGUGGCUGUGGAGAAGACUGGUGGCAUCCCGAAUGUUUAAUAGGGCUACCUCGUAUUGCGAGCACUGAUAAAGAAGAGGACGAAGACUUGCCUUUACCACCCGGGUUUCCUGAUGAGGAUGACUUUGAGACGUUUAUAUGUUAUAAAUGCUUGGACUCUAAUCCGUGGCUAAAGCGGUAUGCGGGGACACCCGGAUUUCUCCCUCCAGUGUACCUCAAGGACACGGUGCUGGGAGAUUCGGGCAAGUCACUAAAAGACAGGGGGAACCAUACUCCUGACCCACUCGCUAUCCCGCGCAAAAAGAGAGCACUUGAGGAUGAAGACUCUAUCGAGCCAGGCGUGAAACGAGCAAAACAGGAGUCCUCAACGCAUUUGGUUGAACCCAACACUCAAACGACAAAGACGAAGGAAAAACACGAUUUGCUUCCAUUGGAUAUCCCUGAAAGGCAGUUUUCGCUCUUCGUCAAAGAAGACUUCCGCGAUCACUUGUGUAAAUGUGUGGAAUGCUUCCCUAAUCUCGAACCCAACCGUCAACUCCGUGAGGAAGAAGAUGUUUACGAGCCCCCACUAUCUGAAGAUGGUGAUGGACAGAAUGCUAACAAUAGUGCCGGAAGCAUUCACACUGGGAGUCUCCUGGACAGAGGCGAAGCUGCACUUAGCAACUUGGACCGAGUCAAGGCGAUCGAAGGGGUCAUGGUUUAUAAUCAUCUUCGUGACAAAGUGAAGGAAUUCCUGAAACCAUUCGCUGAGAGUGGCCAAGCGGUUGGAGCAGAAGAUAUUAAAUCCUAUUUUGAGAAACUCAGAGGUGAUGACCAAGCCAUUCGAGAGGCCGGUGGGAAGCCCUCUACUUCUCGCGAUGAAGACGAGGUAGAGGAUGACAAAAAGGGAGACAAUCGAAGAGAACAGAGUGGUAAGUAG
Trichophyton benhamiae CBS 112371 is the source of this 954-nucleotide messenger RNA. RefSeq lists its product as uncharacterized. The record is from RefSeq and is a predicted model, not a curated record. Lineage: Eukaryota; Fungi; Ascomycota; Eurotiomycetes; Onygenales; Arthrodermataceae. Bases 1 to 954 code for a protein of 317 amino acids. The transcript has a single exon. Gene Ontology annotation, molecular function: zinc ion binding; ubiquitin protein ligase activity. Gene Ontology annotation, cellular component: cytoplasm.